UUAGGGCUAGCUUGACAGUGCUGUGAAGAUGGCGGCGUACAGUCGCGCUCAGCUGCUGCUGCUGUUGUCGUCCGUGUGCCUCUGCAGUUUCGGCUCCGUCCUCGGCUUGAAGGCUGCCAGCGGCCCGGCCGAGCUUCACAACCCGCCCGUCCUCAGACCCGCUGAUCCGCCGGCGAAGGAUGCACCUGCAGCCGCAGCCGCUGGGGCCUCACAGCCUCGAAGGGCGACCGGUUGGAAGCUGUCGGAGGAGGAGGCCUGCCGGGAGGACCUGACCCGCCUCUGUCCCAAGCACACCUGGACCAACAACCUGGCAGUGCUGGAGUGUCUGCAGGACCGCAAAGAGGAAAUUGAUAUUGCUCCUGACUGCAACCAUCUUCUGUGGAACUACAAACUCAAUCUAACCACAGAUCCAAAGUUUGAAUCUGUGGCCAUGGAGAUUUGUAAGAGCACCAUCACUGAGAUAAAGGAGUGUAAUGAGGUGGAGCGAGGGAGGGGCUACCUGGUGUCCUGCCUGGUGGAUCACCGUGUUAACAUCAGUGAGUACCAGUGUAACCAGUACAUCACCAAGAUGACCAGCAUCAUCUUCAGCGACUACAGGUUGAUCUGUGGCUUCAUGGACAAAUGCAAAGAAGAUAUCAACAGCCUGCGCUGCGGCAGCAUCAACAUAGGACACAAGGACAUCCACUCCCAGGGUGAAGUGAUUGCUUGUCUGGAGAAGGCGUUAGUGAGGGAGGUGGAGCAACAGGAUCGUGCUCAUCCAAUCAAAGAGGAGUGUCAGAAAGCGAUCCUGCGGGUGGCGGAACUGUCCUCGGAUGACUUUCACCUCGACAGACACCUUUACUUCUCCUGCCGAGAUGACCGCGAGAGGUUCUGCCAGAACAUUCAGGCAGGAGAAGGGAAAGUCUACAAGUGUCUGUUCAAUCACAAGUUUGAAGAGGCCAUGUCGGAAAAGUGCCGUGAUGCUCUCACCACUCGUCAGAAGCUCAUCUCUCAGGACUACAGAGUUAGUUACUCAUUGGCUAAAGCCUGCAAGCUGGACCUGAGGAAGCAGCGCUGCAGCCUGGACACCAGCCUGCCGCGUGCCCGUGAAGCCCGACUGUCAUACCUGCUCCUGUGUCUCGAAGCUGCUGUGCACCGUGGGCAUCCGGUCAGCGGAGAAUGCCAGGGGGAGAUGCUGGACUACCGGCGGAUGCUGAUGGAGGAUUUCUCUCUCAGUCCGGAGAUCGUGCUUCACUGCCGGACGGAGAUCGAGGCCCAGUGCUCCGGCCUGCACCGCAAAGGCCGCACGCUGCACUGUCUGAUGAGAAUCGGUCGCGGUGACCGGAGCAAUGCCAUCGACAGCGUCUGCCAGAAUGCUCUUCAGACUCUGAUCCAGUCUGCUGAUCCAGGAGGCGACUAUCGGAUCGACCGGGCACUCAACGAGGCCUGCGAGUCCGUUAUCCAGACUGCCUGCAAACACAUCCGCAAUGGAGACCCAAUGAUCCUGUCAUGCCUGAUGGAGCAUCUGUACACAGAGAAGAUGGUGGAGGACUGUGAACACCGCCUGUUAGAGCUUCAGUAUUUCAUAUCCAGAGACUGGAAACUGGACCCCAUCCUUUAUAAGAAAUGUCAGGCUGACGCCGCCCGCCUCUGCCACACACACGGCUGGAACGAGACCAACGAGGUGAUGCCACCGGGUGCAGUCUUUUCCUGCCUCUAUCGUCAUGCCUACCGCACAGAGGAGCAGGGAAGACGGUUAUCUCGGGACUGUAAGGUGGAAGUUCAGAGGAUUCUCCACCAGAGGGCGCUGGAUGUGAAGCUGGACCCAGAGCUGCAGAAACGCUGCAUGACCGACCUCGGCAAGUGGUGCAGCGAGAAGACAGAUGCUGGACAGGAGCUGGAGUGUCUGCAGGAUCAUUUGGAGGACUUAGUUUCCGGCUGCAAGGACGUCGUGGGCAACCUGACAGAGCUGGAGUCAGAGGACAUCCAGAUCGACGCUCUCCUCAUCAGAGCAUGUGAACCCGUCAUUCAGGCACACUGCCACGAUGUAGCUGAUAACCAGAUCGACACAGGCGAUCUGAUGGAGUGUUUGGUUCAGAAUAAACACCAGAAGGAGAUGAAUGACAAAUGUGCAGUUGGGGUUACACACUUCCAGCUGAUUCAAAUGAAGGAUUUCCGGUUUUCCUAUAAGUUCAAAAUGGCCUGCAAGGAGGAUGUUCUGCGCUUGUGUCCAAACAUCAAGAAAAAAGUGGAUGUUGUCAUCUGCCUCAGCACCACAGUGAGGAAUGACACGCUGCAGGAGGCCAGGGAGCAGAGGGUGUCUCUGAAAUGUCGUAAACAGCUGCGGGUAGAGGAGCUGGAGAUGUCCGAGGAUAUUCGGUUGGAACCAGAGUUGUACGAGCCCUGCAAGUCAGACAUCAGUCGUCUGUGUCCCAACGUAGCAUUUGGUAACGCUCAGAUGAUUGAGUGUCUGAAGGAGCAGAAGAAGCAGCUCAGCCAGCGCUGCCACCAGCGGAUCUUCAGACUGCAGGAGGUGGAGAUGAGCGACCCCGAGCUCGACUACCAGCUCAUGAGAGUCUGCAAACAGAUGAUCAAGCGCUUCUGUACGGAAGCGGAUGCCAGGAAUGUGCUCCAGUGUCUAAAGCAGAAUAAGAACAGUGAGCUGAUGGAUCCCAAGUGUAAACAGAUGAUCACCAAGAGGCAGAUCACACAGAACACAGACUACCGUCUGAACCCAGUGCUGAGGAAGGCAUGUCGAGCCGACAUCCCAAAGUUCUGCCAGUCCAUCCUGAACAAAGCGAGCGAGGACGGUGAACUGGAGGGUCAGGUCAUCGCCUGCCUCAAACUCAAAUACGCUGACCAGAGAUUGUCUUCAGACUGCGAAGACCAGAUCAGAGUGAUUCUCCAGGAGUCUGCGCUCGACUACAGACUGGACCGACAGCUGCAGAUGCACUGCUCAGAAGAAAUCUCCAGAUUGUGCGCAGAGGAGGCGGCUGCCCAGGAGCAGACUGGUCAGGUGGAAGAGUGUCUGAAAGUCAACCUGCUUAAAAUCAGACAGGAAGCCUGUAAAAAGGAAGUCCUGAACAUGCUAAAGGAGAGUAAGGCAGACAUCUUUGUGGACCCGGUCCUUCACACAGCCUGUGCUCUGGACCUGAAACACCACUGUGCCGCCAUCACGCCGGGCAGAGGAAGACAGAUGUCGUGUCUGAUGGAGGCGUUACAGGACAAGAGAGUUCGCCUUCAGCCUGAGUGUAAGAAGAGGCUUCAAGACCGCAUCGACAUGUGGAGUUAUGCUGCAAAGGUGGCACCAGCAGAGGGCUUCUCAGACCUGGCCGUGCAGGUGAUGACAUCACCCUCCAAGAACUACAUCCUGUUCAUGAUCGCACUGAGUGUGUGCGUCCUGUUCCUGGUGGGGCUGCUGUGCGGUCGAAUCACCAAGCGAGUGACGAGAGAACUGAAGGACCGAUAGAGUACAGAGCGCCCCGAUGCUUCCGAAAGAACUGAGUCCUUAAACCUUUCCCUACCUUCCUCCUCCUCUUCCUCCUCCUCCUCUCUCAGAUACCCGAUCUGUAACCAGCCAGCCUGCACAGUGCCAACACCAGUGCCCAGCUCUGGAUCCCGUUACCCCCUCGAUGAAUCCUAAAAUCUCCCUUUGGACAUCUCCAAACUCUGCGAUAGCACCGGCUGUCUGAUUCAAGUGUUUUUCCUCAAUCAUGUUUUGUUUUGUGUUUUUUUUUCAACAAAUCUGCUUUCGCUGAGAAUCUUGUUUGAGUUUCUAACUAAGCGCUGUUCUUGAUGUGACUGAGGGCUGUUGCUUCUGGGGCUAGAAUUGCUUCCCCCCCACCCACCCCGUUCAGUCCUGACGCUUUAAUUUUUGUGAUAUUUAAUGGAGACUGGAGCAUGCAGCGCAACAGGAAACCGUUUCUUUGGAAGUGACUGCAGCAGCCUGAGUCGUUCAACUUUGUGGUUGAAUUCUGACAAGUUCCUGUUGCUUUGAAACAUUUUCUCAUCAGUCACAAAGUCCCAUCCUCUCUUCCUUCAUCUGGACCAGUUCAGAUCCAUCUCGCUUGUUACUGACUGAAAAUGAAGGUCCAGCUGUUCUCAAUAUUGUCAUUAACUGGAUUGUUCUGCACACAUGGUUUUAAAACUUAAUUUAAAUGCUAACUUCAUUGCACUUUUGUUUGUUUGUUUUUUAACAUUAUGCCUUAUUUAUUGUCUGAUUAUGUUUUAGUUUCUUUUGAGUUUGAUUGAUCUUUUAUGUUUUUUUCCCUGGAAAUCCAGCUAAAUACAGAUUUUGUAGUCUACAGUGAGACAUGCAGAGAAGUACAGCUGUGUAUGAUGGAGCUUUAAAAGUACUAAUUGUAAAAGGUUUAAAACCUUCCAAAGUUAACUAAAAUGUUGAGAAGAAUGUGAAGAAAGAACUGCUAUGACUUAGAGAUGUCAACUAGAGCUGAACUAGGACUGGACUGUACCUUUCAUGCAAUACUCAUUUGCGCCAUAAGAUGGUACUUUUGUUAAACCAUAGUAGCGAGGCAAAAAGCAAAACCUCUUGAGGAAAUGAGCGGGUAACUAAGGCCUUUGUCAUAGGCUUCAACACCAGUCAAAGACUUUCUGGUAACCGGUUGGUGAAUGGUUUCUAUAGGUUACUGGCAGUCACAAUGAGGUCCUGGCCCAAAAGCUUACUUUGUGUUGCGGUCACUAGCAGAAUGCUGCGAUUGCCCAGAGUAUUUGCCAACUUGUCUGCAAACUCUUGAUAGCUAACCACAAAGUGGUAGUGAAACUUGGAAAAGUGUAACACAAACAGGAAACGGAACCCAUUUAUCUUUAAAGUAAAAGUUGUGCGUAACCAUUGAAACCAACACUUUUCAAGACGCAACAUUUACGUCUUGAAGGUGAUUGAUUUCUGUCUGUGGUCUGCGUGACACUCUUUUACAUUUUACAGCCACUUAGUUUAGGGAGUUUUUCCUUCCCACUGUCGCCAAGUGCUUGCUCAUAAGGAGUUGCCUGAUUGUUGGGGUUUUACUCUAUAUUGUAAGGUAAAGACCCUACAAUAAUAUAAAGAUCCUCGAGGUGACCGUUUUUGUGAUUUGGCACUAUAUAAAUAAAAUGUAAUCUUUAAAAAAAAAAUUGCGACUAUUUGGGGAGUGUUUGCAGACUUUUGUACAAACUGUACAGCACUGUAUGCCUCUUUACAACCAAUUUCAUCUAGUGACAGCAACAUACAGGAACAAUUCCCCCACUUAAAUCUAAACUUCAACAACAGAACACGUCCAUCCACAUUUCAGCAGACCUGCUGGUAAAGCACUGCCCUGUUGUGGUCAAAGAAAUCUUUUUCAAAAAUUUGUGAUGUGGUUGAAUGGUAUUGGUGAUGUACAAGAGAACACCAUUAGUUACUCACUCCCAUUAAAACCACUAAAGAUGGAUGUUGCCCUUCGUUUUGUAAAAUCCUGUUUUGACUGGAGUAUUUUAAACAUCCUCAUCGUCUUGGCAAUUUGAAACCAGACAUCAUGAGACGUCAUCCCCUGUGGACUAUUAGCAAAGUAUUAGAGCUAAUAUUAACUGAUAAUAUCAGUCAAUAUUAACUAUUUACCGAUGUAUUGGUAUUGGCACUUAUAAUGCUCGAUAAAUUAAAUGUAAAGUACCAACAGGAGAGAAACCCUUCAACCAUUUAACGAGUGAGUCUUUUGAGUGUUGACAUUCUGUAGUUUGUCCACCAGAGGGCACUCUGCAACUUUGGUGUUGACAGCAUGUGUUUGGAGCGCCACAAACACAACAACCUGCUGGCCUGAGAAGAGUUGGGAGUGUAAACAAGUAAAUAAACUACAUGCAGCAAAUGUUAGGGAAAUUUGUUUAUGCUUUGUUUAUCAGAAAGAAAAAUAUCAGCAGGUAUAUUGGAAUAUCAGAGUUUUAAAUGGACAAUAUCAGAAUUGGUAUUGGUCUAAAAAAAAAACCCUAUAUCUACAAAGAAUGUUUCCACAUGGGCUUCCCUUUGAGACCAUCUUUUAUCUACAGUCUAUCAAAACCACAGUGGUUUCCGUUGCUGGGUCAUGUCUUAAACUUAAAACAUGAACCAGCACUGUCUAAAACUGAUACAUUUAAAAGUAGUAGUGAUUUAAAAGUGUAUUGGUCAUGGCUGCAGUGGGUGUGUCCUUUGCAUCAUAGAACCUCAGAACUGGGUCAGUAACUUUUCCACCCAAACGACAACUGAUGAGCAGCGUGAGAGUUUUAUGUAGUUCUCCUAAUGUAGAUUUUGCAUUAAAGAGCUCAAUCAAAGCUAAAUAAUGUUGACAUCAAAAUCCCGUGACUAUGAAUCAUUGAGUCUUUUUUUUUAUUUGAGCCAUGCAAAUCAUUGCUUUGCAGUUAAAUAACAUGAAAAGAUCCAAACAUUUAGCCUUUUUCUUCUUAAAAACGGUAACAAAUGUUAACUUUUGCACUUUAUCUGAUGUAAGUCACAUCUACAUAGCCUCAUUUAUUAAUUUCUGAAAAUAUUUUUCAACAUUAACCAAAUUUGUUUUUAAACAAAUCCUUUGCAGCUUUUUGUGGUGAAUUAUUUCCCAUGAGUGAUAUAAAAGCAGUCAUAAAGAUGAAUAUUGUGCAACAAAUGCACAAGAUUUCUGCUCAUUAACAAAAAGUGAACACACUCUGAGAAAUGGGAAAAAUAUCUUUUGGCAGGAGACAACGCUGCUUUGAGCGUUUCUCAACAACCUUUUUGUUUCCGUGUGUGUCUGAAGUCAGAUGUUGAAUAAGAGAUUUGACAGAAAACUAAAAACCGCUAUCAAAACCAGUUUUGUACGGAAGUCUCCAUGUGGACAAAUUUCAUCGCUGUGCAGUUUUGUUCUUUUUGGAAUAUGCCAUGUAUUAUGAAAAUGUAACAUCUAUCAUUGUGAGAUUUGAUUUUGCUGUACAGAUAAAAUUUGUUGAUUUAAUAAAAAUGUGUGCAGAUUUUCAUA
Pelmatolapia mariae (spotted tilapia) is the source of this 6929-nucleotide messenger RNA. Its product is annotated as Golgi apparatus protein 1-like. NCBI's taxonomy places the organism in Eukaryota, Metazoa, Chordata, Actinopteri, Cichliformes, Cichlidae. The record is from RefSeq and is a predicted model, not a curated record. Gene Ontology annotation, molecular function: fibroblast growth factor binding. Gene Ontology annotation, cellular component: Golgi membrane. Bases 29 to 3448 code for a protein of 1139 amino acids. The transcript has 26 exons.